AUGGACACAGAAAGUAAGAGCAGAGCUCAUCUUGUUCUCCCAAACCCACAAGAAUCCCCCAGUGUGCCUGACAUUGAGCUCUUGGAAACAUCUCCUCCUGCUAAAGCUCUGCCAGAGAAGCCAGCAACACCCCCACCACGGCAGACAUGGCAGACAAUUCUGAAGAGAGAUUUGGAGUUCCUGGGGGCAACACAAAUUCUGGUUGGCUUGAUAUGCCUUUGUUUUGGAACAAUUGUCUACUCUGCACUCCAUAUUGCAGACUUUGAUGAAGAAGUGCUUUUAUCGUAUAGAGCGGGCUAUCCAUUCUGGGGAGCAGUGCUGUUUGUGUUGUCUGGAUUUUUGUCAGUUAUGUGUGAAAGGAAAAGCACCCUCUAUCUGGUGAGAGGAAGCCUGGGAGCCAACGUUGUCAGCAGUAUCACUGCAGGAAUAGGGAUCAUCAUACUGAUCCUCAACCUGAGCCACAGUUACGCUUAUAUGAACUACUGUAAGGAUCUAAGCGAGGAUGAUGGCUGCUUUGUGGCGUCUUUUGUGACAGAAAUGGUGCUGAUGAUGCUGUUCCUCACCAUCCUGGCCUUUUGCAGUGCUGUGAUGCUUACCACCUAUAGGAUUGGAGAAGAACUAAAAAAUAAUAAGGUCACAGAUGAUCGUCUUUAUGAAGAACUUAAUGUUUAUUCACCAAUUUACAGUGAGUUGGAAGACAAAGGGGAAACAUCUACUCCUAUUGGUUCAUAA
Molecule: messenger RNA, 732 nt
Organism: Onychomys torridus (southern grasshopper mouse)
Lineage: Eukaryota; Metazoa; Chordata; Mammalia; Rodentia; Cricetidae
Gene: Ms4a2
Product: membrane spanning 4-domains A2
Exons: 7
Coding region: 1-732 (243 amino acids)
Biological process (GO): cell surface receptor signaling pathway
Cellular component (GO): Fc-epsilon receptor I complex; external side of plasma membrane; plasma membrane
Source: RefSeq, a predicted model, not a curated record